Fimicolochytrium jonesii is the source of this 2512-nucleotide messenger RNA. RefSeq lists its product as uncharacterized. Bases 200 to 2419 code for a protein of 739 amino acids. Gene Ontology annotation, biological process: protein import into peroxisome matrix, docking. NCBI's taxonomy places the organism in Eukaryota, Fungi, Chytridiomycota, Chytridiomycetes, Spizellomycetales, Powellomycetaceae. Gene Ontology annotation, molecular function: protein binding. Gene Ontology annotation, cellular component: cytosol; peroxisomal membrane. The transcript is spliced from 8 exons. The record is from RefSeq and is a predicted model, not a curated record.
ACGUGGCCGGCUGGACGUGACUGGCCCCAGAAUAUUCGGAGCUUUCAAAUGCAACUUCCCCUCAAGCGAACACCGUAAUCUUUGGCGACAGCUUGCACUUACCAGCAAGCUACUGAACCGCCAUAUACAUAGGAGCUCGUAGAGCGAGUCAGUCCAAAGUUAUUUUCAUCGUUGCUUUUUGCACUAGCGAUCCAUAACGAUGUCAGCAUUGAAGGACUUGGUAGGCGGUGCCGACUGCUCCGGCGGCAAUUCUCUCAGCCACUUUACAAAACAACUACAGCAAGAUAGAUCACUACAACAGGACCGUUUUGGGCCUCCGGACAAUGUCGGUGUUAGUAGUUCGGGACUCGGAAUGCGUGGUCGAGCCGCACGACCAAAUCUAGCAACCGACAGUGUUGACGAGUUCAUCAAUGCACCUGGUCCACAAGGCAUGCAACGCCCGGGCAUGUUUGACAUGCAACCGCUUGGUAGAGAACUGGAUUCCCUCAUACCUCUGGCCAAUGCCUCGAGAAACGCUGGGGCCGAUUGGGGAGCCGAGUUUGUGAACCACAACAUGCAAAUGGGUCAACGACCAAUGGCGCUUCCACAACAAAACGGUAUCAUACACGGAGCGAACUGGAUCAAUGAGUUCGAAUCCUCACGGCAGAGUGGGCCGCUCAUGCGUGAACCGGUGGCUAGGGAUAUGUGGGCAGCAGAGUUCCAUUCACAGAAAGACCGACAACAUCCACAAAUGAUUAAUGGUAAUAGCGCAGAAUUAGAACGAGCCUUCGAACAGGCCAGAUAUCAUACGAGAUGGGAACCACAGGGGAUUGCACAACGACCUGAAGCUUGGGCAUCUGAAUACCAGGGAGUCGAGAAUGCAAAUGCCGAAUCAUGGAUAAAGGAAUUCAAAGAGACGGAGGGCAUGUCGCACCCGGAAGGGUCAAAAGAAGCGCUUGCGGAAUCUGCGAGGAUGCUCCUGGAUGCCGUGAAUGCCCAAGACAACCCGAAAUUCCGAGACUCGCAGUUUAUGAAACUGAUGAAACAGUUCCGAGACCAGGAGGCAUCCAUAGAAGGGAAUAAGGUGGUGGAGCAAACAACACCGUUUGAAGAAGCAGAGUCGUGGGCAAAGGAGUUUGGCGGUGGGACACCGAUGCAAAAGGCGUCGUGGGAAGAAGAUUUCAAUGCCUUGCAAUCGGAUGUACCCAACACGGCGGGGAAAUCAAAGAUGUGGGCGGAAGAGUUUGCAGGAGGUGCGGAAGCGGAUUGGGCGACCGAGUAUCAAGGAAACGGGCCAAAACUCGAGGACAAGCAAUGGACAGACGAGUUCCAGCGGCAAGCACAAGAACAAGCAUGGGCAAACGAAUUUGCGUCGGGAGACAGCAGCCUUGCCGAGGCAUUCGCCGACGAGUCCAAAAAUUUAGACGAUCUGUACAACAACGCCUGGGACUACGACGACCGCGGCUUCUCAGACGUGAUCACAGGCCGCGCCAUCGGUGCGCGGUACGACCACUACGAAUUCACCUCCAACAAUCCCUUCGUAGACCAAGUCCCCUCCCCCGUCAACGCGCGCAAUCUCACCGAAACGAUCCUAGUCCUGGAAGCCGCCGUGCAAAAGGACGCAACGAACAGCAGAGCCUGGUACGAGCUCGGGAUCCGGCAACAGGAGAACGAAAACGACGUCGCAGCCAUCGCUGCUCUGCGAGAAGCCGUGCGACACGAUCCUGGGUUGCUGGACAGCUGGAUCGCGUUGUCGGUCUCGUACACCAAUGAGAACGCGCGGGCGGACGCGUAUGAUGCUCUGGAAUCGUGGAUUGCGAAUAACCCGAAGUACAGCCAUAUUGCGGCCCGGUCGAGGGAGGACACGAGUCCACAUGAGACGAUUGCGAAUAUGUAUAUCGAGGCGGCAAGGCAGGGUGGUGCGCAGGAGCUGGAUGCGGAUGUUCAGGUUGGAUUAGGGGUGCUGUUCAACAUUUCGGAGGAGUACCAGAAAGCUGUGGAUUGCUUUGAGGCGGCGCUUUCAAAACGACCACAGGAUUACCUGCUGUGGAACAAAUUGGGCGCAACACUAGCAAACUCCAAUGACUCCGAACGCGCCAUGGACGCCUACUUCCACGCCCUCGACAUCAACCCCUCCUACGUGCGCGCCCGCUACAAUCUCGCCAUCAGCUGUAUCCAACUGCAGCAGUACCGCGAAGCCGCCGAACACCUUCUUGGAGCACUCGCCGUGCAGAGCAGCAACAUUGAGACGGUUGUCGCGCAAUCGAAGGGGAAAGGACGGGCGGAUGAGGGUGAUUUGACGGCGAUGCAUAGUGUGCAGAGUGGGACGGUUUGGUCGACGUUGAAGAUGGUCGCUGAUGGACAUCUGCGGCGACAUGACCUCGCAGAAGCGUGCGAGAAGCGGGAUCUGGAUGCGUUCCGCGGCGAAUUCGUCUUCUGAGCAUCCCAUUUAUGGUAGUUUCACUACGUAGUCGUCGCCAUUUGUAUGUAGUUUCUCAUUGUCUCUCAGACCUACUAUAAACGUCUCAAUGAU